UACUCUUUUGUUUUCUCCCGCGAGUUGUUAAUUCCUUCGCCAUACUCAGCUGCCGCCGCCGCCGCCGUCACCGCGUCUUCGCUUUGCGCCGCCGCGAGCAGAGAGGCCGCGAGAGAGAACCCAGGGGCCUGGGAGAGACGAGAGCCUCGCCUGGGAAGCGUUGCUGCUGGCGCCGCCGCCCCUGACAGUUGCGCGAGUGCACCUGCCAGGCGGCUCUGGCCUGGGCUGGUGGCGUUGCCAUUGCUCCUCCUCGCCGUGGAUGGCGGCUGAGCUGGUGCCUUCGGCCUCCUGGCUGCGUCUUCGCCACUGGCCAGGGGUAGCUGAGGCCUGGCGCCGGACGUUGCGCCCGUAGACGGCUCGCGCGAGAGGCGACGCGGUCUGCCUCGCAUCGCCAGGAGCAGCCGCCCGCCAUCGUAGCCGCCACCAUUGUACACAUGGAGGUUGCUGCCGAGUUCAAAAUGGAGGAUGCUAAUGGAGCAGUGGAUUUGGAGGUUGACAUUAUUGGCCCGGGUGGUGCUGCUGCUUGCAGCAAGUUGAACACAGUUGAGGACCCUGAUGCCACUGAGUGUUCAAGUUCCUUUGGGGACACACUAUCGGGAUCACAGGAUGAUGGAAGGCCUUCGGAAAUUAGCGACAUUGAGGUGGACUCACCGUUCUGCCGCUAUCCUCAUAAUGGAGAUGCUGCUGCUCUGCUGGACGCAGCUGCUUCCGACAAUUUGGAUAGAUUAUUUAAGAAGAAAAAGGUGACUGAUCAUUGGAGAAAGUAUAUAAGCCCGUUAAUGUGGAGAUGCCAAUGGCUAGAACUGCGGAUGAAGGAUUUGCAAUCACAAGUUUCUAAAUAUGACAAGGAGCUUGCAGCACUCAAGCAUGAGAAGGAGCUGCAGACGAAAAUGAUUGAGUUGGACUGUUCCUCCUCACGAUCAGUACCAUUCUCCUCUCUUUGCUGCAGGAAGACCAUGAAGCGAAGGAGGAGAAAAAGGAACGAAGACAAAAUGGAUGCUUCAUCGUAUAUCUCUAAUCACACCAUAUUAUCUUAUUUUGAGAAAACGGAAGCAGAUGGCCAUUCUAUUGAAGACAAUGCCAACUUAGCGGAUGACAACACAAAAGGCAAUAAUGAUGCUGAUUGGCUACUUGGUAUUGAAGGAGGUGGUACCACUGUUGAGCAUAUUCUUUUAAGCAUUCAAGCUGCUCAAGACAGGAUAUUCAGUCUGAGAUCGAAUCUCAAGCAAGCAAUGCCCAAGAAUAAGGGAAUAACCCUUAAAGUUAACACAUGGGUGAAUGGUACGCAGAGCUCAAAUUGCUCACCAGGAAAGGGCAAAGUUGCUGGACUGCAUGAGAGAUCUCCCCAGGACACAUCGGAUUGUGAUAUUGAUGAUUCUGCUAUGCCUGAUAGUGCUCUCUCGAGCUAUGGAGAAGCUAGCAACAUGGAUAUUUUUGAGAGCACCAUGAGCCUAUUGUCUGAAGGUCCACAUCAGAUCGGAGAAUUCCGUGAAAGCUCCGAGGAUGUAUUGAUUGACAACCAAGCAGCAGAGGAAGGCUACCAAAACUUUGAGGUGAUCAGCCAUCCAACCAAGCGGCUAAGGGUAUCAGUGAAGCGAGAAGCUGGGGCACACUCUGAGGAUGAGAGCGCUGCCCCUUUAGUCGCCGUCAAGAAAGAAGAAGCACGGGAAGAAGCCACAACCAGCUUCAGUCUCCACGGGGCGUUCCUGAAGCCCUACUUCACAGGAAAGAGGCAAGAGCGGAAGCCAAAGAAGCAAAUGAAGCGCAGACGAGGCUGUCCAACCGCAGCAGCAGCGGCUCUCAUCUCUUGGAGGUGCAAGAGGAUCCGGAAGAAGAAGCAAUUCUAAGAUGGACAUGGGCUUCAUCCAUCGUUCUCUUUUUGGUUUAUUCAGAGUAUGAGAUGAUGACGACAACCAGAGACCUCUUUCCUUGUACCUGAUCGAUUUUCGUUUCCUGGCGAUGGCAUAAUCUGAGGGCAAGAUUGAAAACAGCACCUCCGCUUCAGAUGAGAGGUGCUUGUAAGGCAGUCUUGCUCCUGUUUAUGUUGUUGUUGACCUGUUGUUGCUAAUGGUCUUGCCUUGAACAGUGACUUGUGAUAAGGAGUUGCUUAUAUGGAUUCAGUUUCCCUUCGGUUCCUUGAUUCA
This is a messenger RNA of Setaria italica (foxtail millet), 2144 nucleotides long. RefSeq lists its product as uncharacterized. The coding region runs from base 435 to 1847 and encodes 470 amino acids. The record is from RefSeq and is a predicted model, not a curated record. The transcript has 6 exons. Lineage: Eukaryota; Viridiplantae; Streptophyta; Magnoliopsida; Poales; Poaceae.